AUGGACUUCACAAAGUUAAAAAACCAAUAUAGAGUGUUGUUUAUCGCAGAUAUAACGCAUGCCAAACAUACAACUUAUGGAGGCUCUUUGGUUUUAAUUCACGAACCUAAUUUUCCUGCUCCAAGAUGGACUUUAGGGAAAAUUUUAGAAGAGCAUAAAAAUCGAAAUGAUCUUACAAGAGUGGCCACACUACAGACAAAAAACGGAGAAAUUAAACGCCCGAUUACGUCGCUUAUAUUUCUAGCGGUGAAAACUCCAAAUAAUGAACCACCUAAAGUAGUAUCAAGUCAAGAUACAGCUGAAGUCAAGCCAAAGCCCUUAUCAGAACCCUUAUUCUACCAUAUAACAGCAACCCAGAAAGCACAAAGCGCACCUCUACACUACAACUUACAUUAUCAAAGACAAGUUCCUAUCUCAGAACAAAACACCGCAAGUGCUACAAAUACACCCUUAGUGCUGCAGAUAAACCCACUAAAGUACAUCGAUGGAAUUCCAGAGUACAAUGGAAAAGGUGAGGACUUAUAUAAAUUUAUUGAACUGGUAGAAAACGAGAUCCCGUUAACUCUCCAAUAUGACGUAAGUAGUCAAACUAUAUUAUUAAGUAGGAUUAAAUCUAGAUUUACUAGUAGAGCUAGAGAAAUGAUUGAGAUAAAUUCGCAUUUAAAUACUUGGUCGGAAAUUUUUGACGAGUUGCGAGGUGUAAAAUUCACUAGUAACAGUGUGGAAUUUUACAAUGACAUUAAAAGUAUUUUGAGGAGACUCAGCAAUAAAAUUAAAGAUGAACCAAACGCACACGCGUUAAUUCAAGCAAACACGCAAACGGGAUUGAGAGUGUUCAAGGACAAAAUUCCUGAACCAAUGAAAUCAAUUCUUUUUAGUAGAAACCCAACUAGUUUAGAAAAUGCCAUUAACAUCUUACAUGAAGGGAAUUACACGAAAUAUAAUCCUUUUAAAAAACAAAAAUUUAAGGAUAACCUUCAAUCAUCGAGGCACAAUAGUAAUAGUUUUAGAAAUUCAAAUAAUAAUAGUAAUAAUUAUAGUAGUAGUCGAAAUUUUAGUAACAACAGAAACAAUUCUAAUUUUAGAAAUUCUAAUAACAAUUAUAACAACACUCAAAAUGCAGGUUUCCAUAAUAACAACAACUAUUACAACAGAAAUCCUAAUUCACAUCAAAAUCUUAGAAAUUCUUCUCACAAUAAUUAA
Messenger RNA from Condylostylus longicornis, 1203 nucleotides. RefSeq lists its product as uncharacterized. The record is from RefSeq and is a predicted model, not a curated record. Lineage: Eukaryota; Metazoa; Arthropoda; Insecta; Diptera; Dolichopodidae. The transcript has 4 exons. Bases 1 to 1203 code for a protein of 400 amino acids.